GUGCUGGGAGCAGCAUGGGAAGCCACCAGUGCCUUUGAUGAAUCUCUGGGGUAAAAGUGUGGGGCACAUUGCAGUGACAUCUGAGGAGUGGAGCUGGCUGGCUGAUAGGGAGUUUGAGGUCAAUCAGCUUGCUGGCUGGCAGCGUUUGUUUGGACCUAAGGCAGAAGCACUUGUGUGGGAUAACGAUGUGUCGGCUCAUGCCCAGAGUGUUGCCAAAGCCAAAUAUGAAUUUUUAUUUGGCUUGGAAGAAGAGAAGCCUUCAGAAAGGGGUAGUGGCCAUGGAGGCAGAACAUCCUUCCCUCACACCAUCAUCAAUGAAUUUCCAGAGUACGGCACUGUAGAGCCAAGUGAAGACACACUGAGGACUUCAUUGCCACACCCGGCAGAGCCUGUGGCACACAGUCCAGAACAUCACCAGUGGGUACUUGGCAGGCCCAUUCCUCAGCAUGUGGUUUCUGCGGACAGUUUGAGACCUGAUGCUGGGUCAAGGCAGCUAUGCGCCGCAGAAGAAGGUUUGCCACCUGCAGGUAAACUGCCAGAGGUCACGAAAGUCUCUCAACGGCUGGAAGCAACAAAGGUGCAAGAGAGAGCAAGUAAUUCUCUUGAUUCAGAAACACAAAUGGAAAAAAAGAGUAUUACUGGCAGCCAAAAUGUACGGAUAGCCAGAAAGCCAGUUACAACAGGCCAAGAAAAACCCUCAGACAUGCCUCUUCCAUCUGAACGAACAGCUGAGGAAAAAAUGCAUUCGAUUGUAGAGAAAGAUCUGGCUGCAAUGUGGACUGGGGAGAAGCAGCCUGAGUCCUUGCAAGCCAUCAGUAAUAAAGCUGAGGAGGUCCAUGCAGCACAGGAGACAAGCUGUCAUAGACCAUCUGUGACAAACCUGGAAGCAGCCAGCAGAGUGGAGGGGUGGGCGCGUUUUGAGGAGUUUUCAGUGCACAGUCAAGGCAAAAUGCAAGUGGGUCCUGAGAGGAGGCUCUCUAAAGAGGCAGCUGUGAGCAAACAUGUAGAAUUUCAAGGGGUGGAGAUAUUAUGGCUGCAAAAAGCUGAGGAGCAGAGAAGAAAGAAGCACUCGCUGCUGGAGACGGUAUCUGUGGAGAGGAAGGCAUUCCCCAAAACAUCCAGCCACCCUGUGCCACCAGUAUCCUUCCCAGGUUUGGUCUCCUCACCAGACAGUGCUCAGUGUGAAGUCUGUGAGGACCCAAGACUGGGACCAGCUGCCUCUGGAGAUGCUUCUCUGGCACUGCUUGAUGCAAGUGGGGAGGAUGAAGUUUUUGUGAAAGACAAGAAGAACCAUGGCGAGGAGCAGACAGCUGUCCUAGCAGGAGGCCGGGGCAGGAUGGUGGAGGAGGGGGAAGCAGCCAGCGGAGGAUAUGAAGAUGUCCUUGGGCAGAGGCAUUCUGACAUCUCCACUGAUCUGUACAGCUCACAGUUUGAAAACAUUCUAGACAAUGCAUCUUUGUACUACAGUGCGGAGUCGCUGGAGACAUUGUACUCAGAGCCUGAUAGCUACUUCAGCUUUGAGAUGCCACUUACUCCCAUGAUCCAGCAGCGCAUGAAGGAGGGCGGACAGUUUUUAGAUCGAACGUCAGUCUCAGGGCAGUCAGAUGUCCUGCAGCUUCCCCCUGAUGGAGGGGUGAAGGGCUGUGGAGAAGGCAUCGCCAAUGGCUUAAAGGAUGCAAGCGAAGCCAUCCUCAGAGGAGAUGUCAUGGAAGUUCCUUGUUUGGAAAGCAAUGCUGAACUGCAGAAUAUGGUGUUAGACUCCAGUGCUGCCAUGGGGAGCAAUGAACUUCAGGAGAAAGAUGUCAUGGGAGUCCUUAGCCAUGAUCUCAGCAAUGGCAGCAGCAGCAAUUUGGAAGCAGCCAGGCGCCUGGCUAAGCGCCUCUACCAUCUGGACAGAUUCAAACGCUCUGAUGUGGCAAAGCAUUUGGGUAAAAACAAUGACUUCAGCAAGCUUGUAGCUGAAGAAUACCUGAAGUUUUUUGACUUCACGGGCAUGACGCUGGACUGCUCACUCAGGAGUUUCUUUAAAGCCUUUUCACUUAUUGGAGAAACUCAGGAAAGAGAGAGAGUUUUAAUCCACUUCUCUAGCAGAUACUACCAGUGCAACCCAAACACCAUUUCUUCUCAAGAUGGAGUUCACUGUCUCACGUGUGCCAUGAUGCUGCUGAACACAGACCUGCAUGGCCAUAACAUUGGGAAAAAGAUGACCUGCCAGGAGUUCAUUGCUAACCUCCAGGGGAUGAAUGAUGGCAAAGACUUCCCAAAAGGGUUGUUGAAGGCCCUCUACAAUUCAAUCAAGAACGAGAAGCUGGAAUGGGCAGUAGAUGAAGAAGAGAAAAAAAAGUCUCACUCAGAUGGUACAGACGAAAAGGAUAAUGGGAACCAGACGAAGGCUGUCAGUCGAAUUGGCAACUCAAAUAACCCAUUCCUGGACAUCCCUCAUGAUCCCAAUGCUGCUGUGUAUAAAACUGGAUUUCUGGCUCGGAAAAUCCACGCAGAUAUGGAUGGAAAGAAAACUCCCCGGGGAAAGCGAGGUUGGAAAACCUUUUAUGCUGUGCUGAAGGGAACGGUCCUGUACUUGCAGAAGGAUGAAUACAAGCCAGAAAAGGCUUUGUCGGAGGAAGAUCUGAAGAAUGCAGUUAGUGUGCAUCAUGCGCUGGCAUCCAAGGCGACAGACUAUGAGAAGAAACCCAAUGUCCUCAAGCUUAAAACAGCAGAUUGGAGGGUCCUGCUUUUCCAAGCCCAGAGCCAAGAAGAAAUGCAGAGUUGGAUUAACAAGAUUAACUGUGUGGCUGCUGUGUUCUCCGCGCCACCUUUUCCAGCAGCAAUUGGAUCUCAGAAGAAGUUUAGUCGCCCACUUCUGCCAGCCACCACAACAAAGCUAUCUCAGGAUGAACAACUGAAGUCCCAUGAAGCUAAGCUGAAGCAGAUCUCCACCGAGCUUGCUGAGCAUCGCUCCUAUCCUCCUGACAAGAAGGUCAAGGGCAAGGAAGUAGAUGAUUACAAACUGAAGGACCACUAUCUGGAGUUUGAGAAAAAUCGCUAUGAGAUAUAUGUUGGCCUCCUGAAAGAAGGAGUGAAGGAGCUGCUGAGUGGAGUAGAGAAUGAUGCGCCAGGACUGAAGAAAUCCCACUCAAGUCCUUCAUUGAAUCAGGAGUCUCCAGUUAGCGCCAAGGUGAAACGCAACGUCUCGGAGAGGAAGGACUACAGGCCAGAAACACCCAGCAUUAAGCAGAAGGUCACUUAGGGUGGAAAUGACACCUAGGGGAACAGCCAUGCAGCAAAGUACCGGUGAUCAAAUUUUUUUUCAUUUAAUAACCUGUCAUUCACAGAAAAAUAAGUGCAUCUGCCUGAAUGGAGUGUUAGUGACAUUUUCUAUUGUAUAUUUUGCUGUUUCUGUGCAAAUUGUGGGAGAUGUCUUUGCUCCUGCUUUGCUUUGCUUUGUUAAUUUAUCAUUAAGCAACUGAAGCAUCGGGACUUUUGUGUUGUUCUGUUUCUAAAGGAGCUGGGGGAGGGGUAGAGCGCUGUGACGUGUAUUCUGUCUCUUCCCCGUUUAUCUCCUCACAUCGGCACGUGGCUUUCAUCUCUCAAGUCACUUGUCACUUUAUUUACAUGGUGGGUGGGAAAAGUAACUGGACAAAGGCUGCAGUGCUGUGUACAGGAGCUGUAGCUAUCAGCGGAGCUGUGCAAACGGGCGGCUCCAGAAGGCUAGCUAGAGCCUAGGGUACUAGGAACGCUGGUUUCCUGUCAGUGCAGAGCAUGUUGGUACUAGUACUUAGCAGCAGGUGCUACAGUAAAUAGUCACUGUUGCUUAUCUUUACUGCAUUGACCCCGGACCAAUGAACGUGAAAGAAUGAAACUUAGAAACCUCUGGCAACGCUGGGAUGAGAGCAUUGGCAUAAUUUGUUUGCUUCCUUCCGAGCAAAGCAUCUUCUGAGUUAGCAGGCCGGGGGGGGGGGGGGGUGGGUAUCCAAAUCCAUGCUGCCUCUGCAGUCUGGGAGAGAAGAGGUUACCCAGUCAGAAGCAUUACCUGGGCUUUGCAUUUAUUUGCGGAGGAGGCUGCUGUAGCUGUCAGCCGUUCACAGUGUAUUUAAAGACAAAGGGCCUCUGCGUAGUUUUUAACUAUACGCUUUCACUUAGCUGCUAUAUAGAGCCUUAUGAUGCUCCCCUUUCCAAGACUUUCCUUGUUGGUGUGCACAGAUAGGUGUUUGCAAUUUCUCUGCUAGUGACAAAGCACUUUGCCCUUUCAGAAAGGGAUUCUCCAUUUUUCUACUUUUGCUCACGUAGAGGUGGAAGAGGCUGGUGCAGAUCAGAGAAGGGGACAGACGUGUCCUCUGCAGGCCAGGGUUUGAUGCCUUGCUGACUACUCCAUGCCUGAAGGUCAGCAUAAGGCAACAUCAGUUUUUUGCAGAUCUACCCUCCACCCACAGGAAACUAUCCUGCCUUACAGCUCCUGUGUACCCUCUACCAAGCUUUAAGAGGGGAGCACUGGACAGAGAGGGAGAGAGAGAGCACUAUGGGUCAGGCUUUCCAAAACUGACAGCCUCCUGUUUAUGCCACAGACCCUUAAGGAUGGCCAGCAGUAGGAUGGCACAUGGAGUAGAAAGAUAAUGUAAAAAUAGUUUCCUCGCUUCCCAGCUCCUCUUGCGUGUGCAGCAUCAUGGCUCUGCGGAGAACACUGACUCACCUGUUAUUUAACACCCUGGGUUUUAAUCUCAGGUUUGAUACUGGGGCACUGGGUGAGCUUGGACAGGUCUCUCCCACUACUUUUCCUUUGCUCAGAGUAGUAGAAGCAAAGCGGCUUUUCCUGCAGAGCACUGUGGGAAGCAGUGUUCAGGGCCAGCUGAAAAUUGUUCAUUGCUGUUACUUUUGUGUGCCUGUCACAAGGAAGCCUUUCUGAUGGUUGUAAUUCUUAAUGCAUGAAGAAACGUCAACAGCAAUGCAAGGACUAAGCAAUGAACUUGUGUCCAACAUAAGUAGUUGAAGGGCCACACGUCAAAAAAAUUACCACCUGAGUGGAUUUGUGCUCUGCUGGACUUCCCAAAGGGUCCACAUCAAUUAAUCUAAUUUAUUGAAUUGUUAGCUCAAUAAGCAGGCCUGGGAUUGAUCAAGGAGAAGAACCUUAACAAGGCACCACAUGACUGAGGACCACCGUGCAACAAUUUUCCUGGUGGUGUGCUCACUGUUGGCAGUAACAAAGACUCUCAGAUGCUGGCAAGUACUGCAGCAAACUGAUCUUUGCAGUUGCAGCCCAGCAGCAAACCAGAUGAGGCUGUUUCUACAUGUGAUGAUGGGAUGCACACUCGUACAGCAUCUGCUGCUGAGGGUCACUGCUCCAUUCUAGAAGUCAGGAGGUUAGCCCCCAACCCUGUGUCAAUGAUACUCAAAACUGCAGAGUCCUGAAUAGAAACUGUCAGUGCUUCCCAGGCUCCUGGGGCUUUAGAAGUUGUGCAUACUUGCUGCAGUGGAGCAAACGUUCAGUCCUUUUCCUGAAGAGGAAAGAUAACCUUCUUCUGCUGGAACCAAAGUGAUGCAGUGCAGCAUGCUGCUGGAAGACUCAGUGUAGAAAGAUUCCCGAUAGCUCUCAUUGGGAGAGGUUGUAUGAAUUAACCAAAUGUGGUAGAUCAACGGGUCAUGGAGGGGAAACAAAGCCAGGAGAUUCUUGUAGCUAUUGAUCAGAAGAGAGGGAAGAAGAAAUUGCUUUGGGGAAUGCCACCUGCACGUUUGAGAAGACAGCUUCUCCUACCUUAUAUAAUGGCAUUAGGAAUAAUGCAACAGAAACUUGUGCAGACUUGCAAAUGCUUGGCCCUCUGGGCGGGGUUGUCUAGAUGAGCUUUCUGAAGGUAGGCUGAAACUUGCCCAGCAAACCCCUACAGAGUGCUGCGCUUUAAAAAAGCAAAGAGGUGGCAUUUGACUUCUUUUCCCUUUUAAAGUAUUCUCGUUGCUGUAGACUGCAGUUAAAUUGCUGAGCUCAAAAAGAAAUUUUUUCCCACAAGAUGUAUUUCCCAGCUUUAACACAAAAACUCAGUAAUUCCUCUUUAGAGUCACUGCAGAGGAGAUAAUUUGAAGCAAUAGGAAAAGUCAAAAAGUGAGCUGCAAAAAUGCUGAUUUCGUUUCAUUUUUCAUUCUCUGUUUCCAUGUACACUUGUGAACAGAUUAGAGUAUAUUUUUGAAGUCUCUUCUGGGCUUAGCAAAUGCAAUUUCUCACUGCACUUAUAGUUUUUAAACAUUUUUUUGAGCUUGUAACAUUCUGAGGCAUGCUGAGGCAUGCAGAUUAGUUUACUGAGAGUUUGCCAGGUCCCACUUCUGUUUUAAUUAAUGCCAUUUUACUUUGUUGCUUUACAAAUUCUAGGCAUCCAAGGAACCCCUAUGAAAAAGUGCAUUUUGGAGGCCAAGGCUGGCCUCUGGACUCCCUUGGAAGUAGGAUCAUGUAAUAAACAGUAUUGUAAUUUGUUUGUCUGUCUAUUCCCCCCCUCAGUGGCAUUGUAGAGGGUGGUUGGCAGGUAGUCAGGAGGUAUCAGUGGUGCACCUUCCUUUGUGGUGCAACUGACAUUCUGGCCACUUAGCUUUGCAUGAUACCCAGUAUGCUGCCUUUUUUCUCUGGUGUGUUUGCCUUUAGCAGAGAUCAGUGCUUGACCUCAGUGACUCAGGAGCUCCUGUUGUAAUAUGUAAAGAUACUCUUGUUCAUUUUUAACCCUUCUCUGGGACCCACCAUGGAGUCAGUACCAGCAGAGCAGCCUGCAGCUUUCCAGAGGUGCUCACGGUGAGCAGUUGGCAGACCAUCAUGAGCAUGUGCCAUGCAAGCCAGCCUUCACAUCAGUGGUGCAGGGAGUUGCCAUCCUUCCUUCUCAUCCUUCCUGCUGCAAAGCUUCUGCCUUAGCGUUGAAAUGGGCAGGACGGGACCAACGGCCUCUCAUAUCUGGCCUCUCAAGAUGCCGACCAAGUUCUCAGAGGGACCUAUUUCACUCUGAACCAUUGCUGGUUCCUUGCUCUUCAGGGGCUCUGCCAUUUUCUUUCCUUGGCUGAGGGGGUAGAAACAGGAGAGGACCUCAUUGAGUCUGCACCUGAUAGCAGAGAGGCGAGGAACGACAAAAUUGCCUUCUCCUCUCCUCACUGAGCAAUCAUAGCAGGUGAGAUACUCUCCCAAAGCCAAAACUGUGAUCUCCUCUGUGAGUCACUUGGAUGCAGGGUUCUGGUUGAGUUGUUUUUCAUUUGGCAGUGGCUGCGAAAGACUCUCUGGGCCAGCUGUGUGUUUGUGUGCAUCUCACAGAUAAAUAUCUCAUGGACCAGUGAACAUGACUACGGCUUUUAAAUCCAGUAUUUAUGUUGUGUCUUUAAUUGAUGUGGAGAGAUAAGUCAGCCAGCAGAGUGAUUAAUGCAGUGGAGCUGUGGGGGAAAGCCAUUUAGCUGCGAUGCUGACUCAGUUUUCAUCUGUAGCCAGCCACUUGUAAAUGGUUACCAGAAGCUUUAUAAGGGCUUGUCACGGCUUGUUCUCUGAGUGCUUUCACCCUAAUCCUGCCUGCACCCAGGACGUGGUCUGUCCACAUGUAGGGACUUCCCUGGAGAGACGUUUGUCCUGCUUUUAGGAGGAGUUUGGACUAAGAGAGAUCUCCAGAGACCAGAAUUGUUUGAUGACUUUUCACAGCUCUGGUGCCUUCUGAUAACAAGGCUGAUUGCUUUUCGUGUGCAAAAGAGUGAAUGUUUUUGCCUUUAUCCCGUUGGGAGUGGGGUUUCUUCUUGAUUAGAGCAACCCCUUCACUAGGGAGGUGAUUGUGACUGUGGAGAAAGUCAAAGGUGGCAAGGUUAUCACUAGCUUCUGGAGGCAUUGAAUGACAGUGUUCUUGAAACUGGGGAAGGUUUUACUCUGCAGAUGGCACAGUGGUUACCGUGUCUGCAUUCUCCAUCCCUAAAUUAAUUUUGGCCUUGUUGCAGUUAGUCUGACAGCUCCUCCUCCUUUUCUGUCAAGCUGCUCCUGUCUGUCAUCUUAGCACCUCAGCUGCUUCUGUAUAACAGGUCUCUUUCCUUCCAUGCCUGCAGAAAUCUAGAUGUGACUGUCCCAUCUUGCCUUGAGAAAACCUGCUCUCAAGCAGUGCUACAUUGAAUGGAUAACCCUGUGAAGAGCUUUUUCAUCCUCCUUGUUGGUAUCCUGUAUUUCCAGCCACAAUUAUAGCUGGGAGGUGCAAGACAGAGAUUUAGACUGCUGUGAUCCUCUAGCAUUAGACUGCAGAGAUUCAAAAUCCUCCUUCCCAGACUCAGACCAGACACUGAUGACAUUCCUUAUCUCCUUUCCAAGAACUGUUGGAGGCAGAGGCUACCCACGAUGUGGGGACACCUUGAAAUGCUGUUUUGUGAGGAGCUGGGUUGCUUUCCAAAUCAGUCCAUAUAUUUUACAGCCUUUUAAGGAGCUGUGUAAAAACAAAAUUUAAGAUUUAUGUUUUCAGCUACUGUCCCCCAAGCACAGAGGGAUGAUGUCCAAGUUGUCAGAAGCACUGGCUGCUUUUGCUGAAACAAGGGCAGUGUAUGCACCUUUUCUCAAGCAAUGUUCCAUCUUGUGUAAAUAUUCCAGCUGCUUGUUUAAUCUCUCCCCAGUAUUACUCUCCUCAGGCUCUGGGACAUCACAUCUGCUCUGAGAGGGCAGCUGUAAAGUCCAGUUUUCUCUCUAGAGCACAACCAGAGGUCCCAGUGUGUGUUCCCAGCAUCUGAUAUCUGGGCUGCCUAGAGAGGUGAACCAAAGAGGCUGCCUCAGAAAUUGCUUAAAAGAGAGAUCUCCUGCAUUUCAGUACAUGUAGAAGCAGUAUUACACGCCUGGCCUCUCCUCUCACCAAGAGAUUGCCCAGCAGCAUAGGUGUAGUAGCAUGAGCGGCUUCAGUUGAAGCUUUGCUGUGUAGGACCUGAACAUUUGAUUCAGCAAGAAGAGGCUCUGUCAGCCUCCAGAGAAAUGAUGUCAUCUAAGCUGAGCACCAACGCAGAGGACAGUGAUACCACAGGAAAUCAGAAAGCUAGUGCCACCCUCUGUGGCAGGGCACCUGCUGGAGACUCUGCUCAAGCACUGCCCUCAGUGCCAGGGGUAAUUAAAAAUGCUGACUUCCCUUUCCACCUCCCCUUGCUGCUAGAGAAGUUGUCUCUACCACCUGUUGCUUUUCUACUUUGUGGCUGCAGCACCCUCAUCCAGGGGUGCCACUGUGCUGCUGUUAGAAGGCUGGUUUUAACAAGAACAAGGAGGGCAGGCUCCAGGGAAGUGUGCCCGGAUGCCAUGCUAUUCUGUGUGCUCAGCGCUGCUUGAGAGAAGGUACCUGGCUUGUCUGAUUCGUUAGCUGCAUUGAGGCAAGGGUUUAAUUAUUUCCUAGAGUAUUUCCCUUGGUGAAUGAAUGCAAGCAACAGCUUUCCUAAAGACUGCACCAUUGACUUGACUUUGCUCCCGUGAUCAGAAGGAGCAAAUUUAGGCCAGCCCAAAGCGUUAUCUGUCCUUCCCUUUGAACAAUGAACUAACUCCAUACAAAUUUUAAAUGCUUAAGCAGUGAAGGACUUCCCAUGGCAUCUGCUGUUGUAUCUGUGCCAGGAGUCAGCUGGAGUACAGGCCACAGAUCUGUUUGGACAAAAAAAGAAGUGCAUUGCUUACUAAUGCAGGGAUUGAAAGAGCUACAGACUACAAGGGCAGGAUUUUUCUGACGUAGACCAUUGUAAUUAGUAGCCACUCUAGCAGUGGUCCUGUAUGUAACUCACCUAAAUUAGACCAACCCAGGGCAAUUUGUCUAAGCAGACAGGAUUUCAGCUUUGCUUUGGGCUAAGUGAAUAUCCUUGUGUAACCACAGAGCAGCUAGCCAAGCUGUUGUGGAGACAUGUUUGACGCAAAAUCCUCUUGACUCCCCUGAGCCUCUUGCUAGGAGGGAGAUCAAUGAUACCCAGUCUGUGUUCACUGCACAGGGAAAACUCUAUUGGUGAUGUCAGUCUUUAAUCACUUACAUGCUUAGGAAGACCUCAUGCUCAAUGCUGUCAAAUUCUGAAAGACUGUAGAUGAGGACAGGGCUAUUUAAUUUGCACAUGUUCAUGACAACUCUGUCCUCUCACUUAAGGUUGGGAUUACAGCUUGGCUACAAGAACAUAGCUCUUCAGCGAUUUGAAACCUUUUAAAUCUCUUCUCUCUAAGUGAGGUAAAAUCUGAGGCUUACGUGGUGAAUGUGUUAAGUGAUGCCCGUAGAUGUGUGUAUGUGUUUCAUAGGUAUAGUAUGGCUUCUGUGGCUCAGCACUCCAAAGUCUGCUGUUCUUUUCCGAGGCUUAUUUUGGUCAAAGCACUUCAGUAGCUGCAAAUUUUGUUAGGAUGCUUGUUGUUCUAGUUGUUCUCAAAGUAGGUUAAACAGUCAUCAGAGCUUUCACAGAUUUAGGGUAUCCCUUGAGCUGCCCUGAUCUUUGUUUGUUGUCCACCAGGGGCUGCCUGUUGUUCUGCACAUCAAAAGUGAAGACAUAUAGUUGAGAGUCUGAGCAAGGAUUACUGAGUGGAAUUUUCUGCUAGCUUAACUCUCUCCCUGUUGAUGUCAGCCAGUGCCUGCACCAGAGAAGCAUCUGUGCUGACUUUUGAAAAGUCACGGUCUGGGGAUUGUAAUACACAGCAAACUGACCUCAUGCUGUGAAAAUUCAGUGCGGGGACAUCAUGCCUGAAAGUGUCCAGGCAGGGCAGGUAUCCGUGAUGUCUCCUGUGGGUGUACCAUGCAGCACUAGUGAGGGUUUCUUUCUGCAGCUGUAGAGAUUUCCAGAAAUGUGUUUGGCUCAUCAUCAGGGAAAAGGGCAGCAGGGCUGAAAUAUCUCUCUUGAUCAUCUCAUAUGCCUUCCAAAGGCUUCCCUUAGGACAUUUAAACAACCUUUUAACAAGUUGUUGGUCUAAGUUAAGAGGCGUAAGGGAACCAUUGAGUUUCCCUGUUGUGCUAUCAUCAGGGCAACAUGAGUACUAUCUGCGUUAUACUUGGAAAGGGAGAGCAAAGCCUCAGGGUGGGAUUCUUACCUGGACUCAUACAACUCUUCUCAUGCAGUUACUGUUAAGCACUUGAGCAAUCUCAUUGAAGCCAUGCUUUCUACUUUACUGGACCAUGGCUGUGUCUGGCAGGACUGAGACAUGAGUGGACUGUAGCUCAGAAUGAAAUGAAGAAGGCCAUGCCCAUCACCUUGCUCUGGGUUAGCUAUAAUCCUGUAAUCCUUUCCCAGGUGCUGAGCUUCUCCCUUGGGUUACCUGCCUCCCAUGGUGAUGCAGUGGGAAGAUGACAGUGAGCACUUGCACUCAGAGUCACAAGUUAGGAAGUGUCCUUUGCCCUCCACUUGGGCUUAGGCCAAGAAAGGGAACCGCAUUUUCAGUUAUCUUUGCAUGGUAUCCAUAGUGGAAGAAUUAAUCUUAAUAGUGGUAGUGCAGAAGAGCAUUUUGCACAUGCACGUACACAUGCCCUGUGCAUUCCUUGUGUGCAAACCUAACCUUACAGGGCCUGACAACAGUCCUUGAAAGACCUUUCCUCUGGGUGGCCUCCCUUUUGCCGAGUGUAGGAACCUUCUUUCUGGUAACCUUGAAUUCAGUUUACUCUGAUCACUGAAUCACUGGGGUGUUUUUCAUGCAACGCACUAGAUGUCAUCUUGGUCUCGCUGCUUUGUGGUAACGUCUUGGUUUGCUGUGAAGCAGCAUUGAGGUAAUGACUAAAUCUUUUCCAGCAGCAUGAAACUUGCUGCUCUGACUCUUGGGAUGGUCAUCAUCUCAGGUCUGAGGCUGUCCUACCAUCGGGGCACCCCAUUUCGUCCCUGGGAACGUGCACAGUCAGAAAAGCAUACUUCUCAUUGCUCAGAGUCAGAGCAGACUUAAGUCAAGCCCUGGUUCAUGGGAGAUGUUUCCAUGUGCUGCUGAUGUCCAUAAGGACUCAAACACACUUUCUUACACGGAGAUGCUUUCCCGAAGCAGAGCUGUCACUCUUUUCUACAGGUACCACAGGAUGCCCUCCCUUAUUCUGCUUCAUGUAACUGGUACUAGAAUGAUCAUUUCCUGAUAAAUGAAGGCACUUAAUCAGUCUUCUUCCCCUUGGAAGAAGGACUUUUGGGGAUAUUGUUAUAUCAUUUAAAAUAAUAUUUUGGAAUUUAAGUUUACAUUGCUUUAUUUUUCACUUGAGGUGACUGUAUAUAAAUAAUUUCCUCUAUUUUAUCAUUGCUGAUAAAGUAAGCCUACGGUAUACAGACAAAUAAUUUGCCUUUGAUGUAUUGAAACUGUGAGAUAUAAAGUAGACUUCUCUCUUGUGUCCAUGUUCCUGACUAUAACUCUGUUCCUCUGUGUUUUUAUAAGUUGGAAUAAAUGUUGCUUACGGGCAACAGAGAGCCUGCAAGCUUCCCAACAAUUUUUAUGUAAUUGAAAUCAAGGAACCCUAGUGAAGGAUCUCACAUAUGUAUAAUGAUAUAUGUAUAUGUACAAACUUUAGAAAGAAAUAAACCAAAUGUAUUUCA
Pogoniulus pusillus (Red-fronted tinkerbird) is the source of this 12465-nucleotide messenger RNA. RefSeq names its product PH and SEC7 domain-containing protein 3-like. The record is from RefSeq and is a predicted model, not a curated record. Lineage: Eukaryota; Metazoa; Chordata; Aves; Piciformes; Lybiidae. The transcript has 16 exons. Bases 38 to 3247 code for a protein of 1069 amino acids. Gene Ontology annotation, molecular function: protein binding; phospholipid binding; guanyl-nucleotide exchange factor activity. Gene Ontology annotation, biological process: regulation of ARF protein signal transduction. Gene Ontology annotation, cellular component: ruffle membrane.